Messenger RNA from Kwoniella botswanensis, 324 nucleotides. RefSeq lists its product as uncharacterized. The coding region runs from base 1 to 324 and encodes 107 amino acids. The transcript has a single exon. Lineage: Eukaryota; Fungi; Basidiomycota; Tremellomycetes; Tremellales; Cryptococcaceae. The record is from RefSeq and is a predicted model, not a curated record.
AUGGAAGAUGCUCAAUAUAGUCAUCAGGAAGAUCUUAUCAAGAAUUACUGGGAGGAAUUAGAACUAGCUGCCUAUAGAGAUAAACAAUCAAAGGCGAAGAACAAGAAGGAAAAUCCUGAUACCUGCAAGCCAGAUGAAGAAGUUGACAACGAUGACGAUGACGAUGAUAGUGAAUACACUUCCUUCGAUUUCUACUCGAUUGAGGAGUUCGGGGAGAAAGAAGAGUGGUAUAGAUGGUUUGGAUCUGAGGAAUUAAUUAGGUGGAAAACGGUCAAUGAUGAAAUUGUUGGGAAGAAGCAAAGCAAGAGUAGAGGGAAGAAGUAG